Symbiodinium sp. CCMP2456 is the source of this 414-nucleotide messenger RNA. Lineage: Eukaryota; Dinophyceae; Suessiales; Symbiodiniaceae. The record is from the annotation of a GenBank genome assembly.
AUGCGCAUUGCAGCGCUGCUGCCGCGGCUCACCUCCCUCUUCCAGCGCAGCAACAGGCAGGAAGGACCGGAGAGGCAGCUGGAAGCUGACGCACGCAGCCUCUUAGAUAAGAAGCUGCACCGGAUCUUCGCAUACCUGGAUACGGAGCGCCGGCUGGACUACGAUGGGAAGAUCUCCACUCACGCGCUCAACGCAGUGCUGCAGCGCUUCGAUUCUGCCCAGAGGAAGACCGUCGAAUCGAACCGCAGCAGCGUUUUCCAAAAUCUGCCCUUCUUCCGGAGCAAGAGCUCAGCAGGGACAGCCUCGGCCAUACCCUCCACCGCGCGGACACCCAUGUGCGAGUCCGACCAGGAGGAUGAGAAAGACGCUCCGCCAGAGGACUCACUUAAGGUGAGCCCUCAGAAGCUGCGGAAG